Theobroma umbraticum is the source of this 1238-nucleotide messenger RNA. RefSeq names its product MRG family protein. The record is from RefSeq and is a predicted model, not a curated record. Gene Ontology annotation, biological process: chromatin organization; regulation of DNA-templated transcription. Gene Ontology annotation, cellular component: histone acetyltransferase complex; nucleus. Lineage: Eukaryota; Viridiplantae; Streptophyta; Magnoliopsida; Malvales; Malvaceae.
ACAUUUUUCAAGCUUGGGUGGAAAAAAUUUUCAAGAAAGAAAAGUAAAAAAUCCGGGCGGGAGCAGUAGACUCAAAGCGUAAAUCAGAGGGCAGGUGCCAAAACAGCCGCAAAUAGUUAAAAGCAGAGCUGCAGCAGGAACAGAUCAGCUGUUUCCCUCUCUUUUCUGUCAGCGGGAAAAAUCAGAAAGCUAAAUAAAAAAAUAUGGGAAGUUCGUCGAAGGAGGAGACGGCAACCGACGCCGAUACGUCGAGCGGCGACACUCCUCCCUCCAAUUCCAACCUCUUCUCCGAGGGCGAACGUGUUCUCGCCUAUCACGGCCCUCGUAUCUACGAAGCUAAGGUUCAAAAAGCAGAGCUUCGGAAGAAGGAAUGGAAAUACUUUGUUCAUUACCUUGGUUGGAAUAAAAAUUGGGACGAAUGGGUAGGUGCUGACCGGCUGAUGAAACAUACUGAAGAGAAUGUCAUAAAGCAGCAAGCACUUGACAAAAAACAGGGUGUUGACAAAAGUUCAAAGUCUGGACGUUCUGCUCAGACCAAGCCAAAAAGCUCUGCUGAUGCAAAAGCGGAUAAAGAGGACCUGAAGAACACUGUGGCAAAAGGGAAGAAGAGAAAGAGUGACUCAGGUGUUGAGAAGGAUAAUUCGUCCAUGGAAAAGCUUGUCAAGAUCCAAAUUCCAUCAACACUAAAGAAGCAGCUGGUUGAUGAUUGGGAAUUUGUUACUCAACAGGAUAAGCUUGUUAAACUUCCUCGAUCACCAAAUGUUGAUGAUAUUUUGACAAAGUACCUAGAAUACAGGUCCAAGAAGGAUGGCACAAUGACUGAUUCAAUUGGAGAAAUCUUGAAGGGGAUUCGCUGUUACUUCGACAAAGCUUUACCUGUGAUGCUUCUGUACAAAAAAGAGCGCCAACAAUACCAAGAUGUAGUCCUUGAUGAUGUCUCUCCAUCAACUAUAUAUGGUGCUGAGCAUUUACUACGCCUCUUUGUUAAGUUUCCUGAGCUUUUGGCAUAUGUGAAUAUUGAAGAGGAAACAUUAACCCGCUUGCAACAGAAGUUAAUGGAUUUUCUCAAGUAUCAGCUCUCUCCUCAUUGAUUUUAUUUUAUACUAUUUAGAGAGCAUUCAAUCUGUUAAACUCUGAUUUAAAUUCAAUGAAGGAGAGAUAAAAGUUUGCAUCGUUGUCAUCACCGUAGCAUAUAGUUAGAAGUUAGAACAUAUAAUUACAAUUUGUGUCUUUUAUAU